AUGUCUCCAUCAGCUGGCGGGAGAUCACGCUACCACCACCCCAUCUGGGGUCCCACGUGGCCUCCCGAGCGCGAUAUUGUGAGUCUGGCGAAACCCCCCGUCCCCCUCGCCCGCGCCAACGGACACUUUCCCCGCUCUUAUCACUCACUUCUCCUUUUAAGCCACGGCCACUCAGACCGAAAACCCAGACAAGAGGGAAACAUGGCCUAUGGCCCCAUUGGAUGA
Molecule: messenger RNA, 225 nt
Organism: Knipowitschia caucasica
Lineage: Eukaryota; Metazoa; Chordata; Actinopteri; Gobiiformes; Gobiidae
Source: the annotation of a GenBank genome assembly